This is a messenger RNA of Chroicocephalus ridibundus (black-headed gull), 2358 nucleotides long. Its product is annotated as histamine H3 receptor-like. Gene Ontology annotation, biological process: G protein-coupled receptor signaling pathway, coupled to cyclic nucleotide second messenger; chemical synaptic transmission; adenylate cyclase-inhibiting G protein-coupled acetylcholine receptor signaling pathway. The record is from RefSeq and is a predicted model, not a curated record. The coding region runs from base 875 to 2125 and encodes 416 amino acids. The transcript has 3 exons. Gene Ontology annotation, molecular function: G protein-coupled serotonin receptor activity; histamine receptor activity; G protein-coupled acetylcholine receptor activity. NCBI's taxonomy places the organism in Eukaryota, Metazoa, Chordata, Aves, Charadriiformes, Laridae. Gene Ontology annotation, cellular component: dendrite; synapse; plasma membrane.
CUUCAUUACUCAUACAAAAUAUAAGCGCUUGUGGAAGACACAACGAUUUCUCCCACCAGCAUGGAAAGAAAAGCCUAGUCCUAUUAAAGCUAAUUGCCAAGCUCUCAUUCAUGUUCAGGGAGUCAGUAAUUUUGUUCCUUGGUUCUGGGUUGGCAGCAGCUGAUGCUGUGUCACUGGGGCUCCCGCUAAUAGUUUUGAAACUGAUUUCAGUGGAAGUUUUGCAACCCUGAUCUCUGAGGGUUGGACCUUUACUGGUUAACUGCUCUGGUAAGAAAUUGUGUAUAUGCUUAUUUACAGCAUGUCCGUUUUCAGCCCUUUCAGGAUUCACAGAAAGAGAAAGAGGAACAGCAACAGCAACAACAAAGCUGACCAUGCCUUUGGUCAACAAAAAGGUAUAAUGCAAUAGAGAAGGACCACAGACUUGCUGAAUUGACAAUAAUGCUAGAUAAACAGGGAUGAAAUUACAAAGUAGUUUAAAUUCUCAUAAGGAUUGGUACCCAAGAUUAAGGAACAACUUCCAGAAAAAGAUGAUGUCCGUAAUGCUAACAAGCAUAGCGCUUCUGCAAGGGAGGGAACGAGGGAGGGAGGAAAGCAAGAGAUAAUUCUCAAAUCAGCCCUCCCGACCUCCACAGAUAAGCAUCAGGUUGCAUAAAGAACAACUUGCAUUUUAAAAUAAGAGCUUGAAAAAACUACGUAUUUCUUACUGGUAUAUUAUAGAGAUAAACAUGGUUUCAGAUGCAUUGGUAUUUAUUAAAACUACAAAAUCUUAGGAAAACUAUCUAGCAUCAGAAUCUUUUAAUUUUUGUUUAUUGGAUUUUUGGCCCAUCCUGUUUAUAAUCCUUAUGAAUCUCAACCUUUUGGAUAACUCUGCCAGAUGCGAUUUUUUUCCCAGACUGAACUGACCUGGAUAAGCGACAUGGACAACAGCACUGCCGAAACUCCGCGUGUGGCUGGAGCAUUUAAUGAGACUUUCUCCACACAGUCACCGAGCUCCGGGUUUUCACUGGGCGUGUUGGUGCUGCUGGCCUUCCUCAUGGUGUUGCUAGCUCUGGUCACCAUCCUCGGGAACGUCUUGGUGAUCCUUGCUUUCAUCAUGGACAGAAACCUCAGGCAUCGGAGUAACUAUUACUUUCUCAAUCUCGCCAUUUCUGACUUUGCAGUGGGUGCAUUCUGUAUGCCUUUGUACAUCCCUUACGCCCUGACAGGGAUGUGGCACUUCGGAAGAGGCCUGUGCAAGCUCUGGCUAGUUAUGGACUAUCUCGUGUGCACAGCUUCAGUGUUUAGCAUCGCCCUUAUCAGCUACGACCGUUUCCUGUCAGUUACUAAAGCUGUGUCUUACAGAGCCCAGCAGGGAAUAACGUCCAACCCUGUCAUCAAGAUGGUGGCCAUCUGGGUCUUUGCCUUCCUCCUCUACUGCCCGGCAAUCAUCUUUUGGGAGCAUGUGGCUGGACACAGCGUGGUACCGGCAGAUCAGUGCUACGCUGAGUUCUUCCACAACUGGUACUUCCUCCUUUGUGCAUCCACCCUGGAGUUCUUUGUGCCGCUGCUCUCAGUGACCUACUUCAACGUGCACAUCUUCCACAACAUCCGGAGGCGCCAGCGGCUCGGCAGCACGCAGGACUGCGAGCCUCCAAAGAGUGACAGCCUGUCCUGGAGAUUUUGCUUCUUGCCAAGGCCAGGAACAUCAUCAACUCCGUCGGAAGCAGAGGACAGUGUUUCAUCAUUAACAAGGUCGUGGAGACCAGCAGUCAUGGCUAACUGCCCACCUCCACCACAAAUGAGUCCCACCGCUCUCAAAAGGGACUUCUCUGUUUCUUUCCGUUCAAGGACCGGGUCAAAACUGCAGCAGGACAAGAAAAUUGCAAGGUCACUUGCCAUAAUUGUAUGUGUGUUUGCCAUUUGCUGGGCCCCGUACACUUUACUAAUGAUUAUUCGUGGGGCCUGCAAAGGAAAGUGCAUCCAUAACUCCUGGUAUGAAAUAACUUUUUGGCUUUUGUGGAUCAAUUCAUCUUUGAACCCGUUUCUUUACCCUCUCUGUCAUAUGAGGUUUCGAAUGGCUUUUAUGAAAAUAUUAUGUCCCAAAAUGUUUGCAACAUUGAGAUCACGUAACACACCUUCUCUUUAGAGAGUUAAAAUAAAUGACUUGCAGAUAAGGUUCCUCUCUUAUUUAGCGCUAUUUUUUUUGUAUGUAUCUUCAACAGAAAUAGAGCAAAAACUUUUUUUUACUAAUGACAUUGGUUAAGAGUGCAGCAGAGGUAGGUAUUUGCUCUGAUUCUGCUGGUUUUCAGGAUCUUAUUUUUGUUUUUGCUGGUGUGAUGCCAGGUUAAACACCACCUAGUGCACUGAAAGGAAUACCAA